AUGAAGAGACAAAAAACCACAGAAACCAACUCCAACAACAACCUCUUUGAUCUCUUGUCUGAAGAGAUAAUUUUUUCAAUCUUAGACUUCAUUAACACAAACCCUUUUGACAGAAAGUCCUUUUCUUUAGUUUGCAAGUCAUUUUACAUUACGGAAUCAAAACACCGCAAAAAUCUUAAACCUUUGAGACAAGAACACCUUCCUCGAAUCCUUAACAGAUACCCACAUGUAAACCAUCUUGAUCUUUCUCUGUGUCCGCGUAUAAAUGACAGUUAUUUGACAGUUGUAUCAAAUAUUUGCAAAGAUUCAUUGAAGUCUAUUGAUCUUUCAAGGUCAAAGUUCUUUUCUUACAAUGGGUUGAUGAGUCUGGCUUUGAAUUGUAAGAAUUUGGUGAGCAUUGACUUGUCUAAUGCGACUGAGUUGAGAGAUGCUGCGGCGGCUGCGGUGGCGGAGGCUAAGAAUUUGGAGAGGCUAUGGUUGGGGAGGUGUAAGUUGAUUACUGAUAUGGGAAUUGGGUGUAUUGCUGUUGGUUGCAAGAAGUUGAGGUUGAUCAGCUUGAAGUGGUGUAUAGGUGUUAGUGAUUUAGGGGUUGGUUUAAUUGCUGUUAAGUGUAAGGAGAUUAGAAGUUUGGAUCUUUCCUACUUGCCGAUUACAAAUAAAUGUUUACCAUCCAUUUUGAAACUACAAUAUCUUGAAGAUAUAGUUGUAGAAGGAUGCUUUGGUAUUGAUGAUGAUAGCCUAGCUGCCCUCAAACAUGGCUGCAAGUCGCUGAAGGCACUCGAUAUGUCAAGUUGUCAGAACAUAAGUCAUGUUGGCUUGUCUUCCUUAAUAAGUGGUGCUGGAAGCCUACAGCAACUCACCUUAGCAUAUGGCUCUCCUGUCACUCUAUCUCUGGCUAAUAGUUUGAAAAGUCUAUCCAUGUUGCAAUCUGUCAAGCUAGAUGGUUGUGUGGUUACCUCUGCUGGAUUAACAGCAAUAGGAAAUUGGUGCAUAGCACUAAGUGAGCUGAGCUUGAGUAAAUGUUUAGGAGUGACAGAUGAAGGUCUCUCCUCUCUUGUAACAAAGCACAAAGACUUGAAGAAGCUAGAUAUAACAUGUUGUCGGAAGAUAACUGAUGUCUCGAUUGCCUACAUCACAAGUUCAUGCACCAAUCUCACUUCCCUCAGAAUGGAGUCAUGUACCCUAGUUCCUAGUGAAGCAUUUGUCUUGAUUGGACAGCGGUGUCAGUUUCUUGAAGAGCUUGAUUUAACAGAUAAUGAGAUUGAUGACGAAGGUCUGAAGUCCAUUUCCAGAUGUUCUGAACUCUCCAGCUUAAAGUUAGGAAUUUGCCUAAACAUAAGUGACGAGGGACUUUCACAUAUUGGCAAGUGCUCAAAACUUGCUGAGCUUGAUUUGUACAGGUCUGCUGGGAUAACAGAUAUGGGCAUUCUAGCAAUUUCUCGAGGUUGCUCUGGGCUUGAGAUGAUUAAUAUGUCAUAUUGUAUUGACAUUACUGAUAGUUCCUUAUUAUCUCUAUCAAAAUGCUCAAGGUUAAACACAUUCGAAAGUCGAGGGUGCCCGCUUAUCACAUCUUUAGGUCUUGCAGCCAUUGCUGUGGGGUGUAAGCAGCUCAUUAAGCUAGACAUUAAGAAGUGUCAUAACAUUGGUGACGCUGCAAUGCUUCCGCUUGCUCACUUUUCUCAGAACCUCAGACAGAUUACUCUAUCUUAUAGCUCAGUUACAGACGUGGGGCUCUUGGCCCUUGCCAGUAUCAGCUGCCUGCAAAGCAUGACCAUCCUGCACUUGAAGGGUUUGACUCCAAGUGGAUUGGCAGCUGCCUUGUUGGCAUGCGGAGGAUUAACAAAAGUGAAGCUCCAUAUAUCUUUCAAAUCAUUGCUUCCACAGCCUCUUUUUGAACAUUUGGAAGCUCGCGGUUGCGUGUUUGAGUGGAGAGAUAAAGAGUUUCAGGCUGAGUUAGAUCCAAAGUGCUACAAGUUACAGUGGGAAGAUAUUAUAGCUCAAUAG
Dovyalis caffra is the source of this 2004-nucleotide messenger RNA. The record is from the annotation of a GenBank genome assembly. Lineage: Eukaryota; Viridiplantae; Streptophyta; Magnoliopsida; Malpighiales; Salicaceae.